AUGAAGUCAGAGAAUAUUGAAGUGACAAUUUGCGUAACUGGGCCAGGCAAUGACGAACAUACAGAAGGGUUAAUCGACGGUGUUUCUCCUUAUACCCAAUACUGUGGAAGUUGUAUUUCUUUGAAGAAAACUCUCGAAGACAGCUAUGAGGAGGAAUCAAUUCAAGCAGUUAAGGAGAGAAUUGAGUUCCAACUAAAUCAUGCCCAGUUCGUAGAAGGAAGGCCGGACUGGUCUGCAGUAGUUAGGCAAGAAAUAGACGAGGCUGAAAACAGUAUUUCCAUUGUUGGUUGUCGCCAUCCUGCUAGGAUUGAUAACAUUAGGGCAGAAGCCAUCAAGGCUUUGGAUCAAGAUAAGAGAAUUGAUUUUUAUAAUCAAUUGAUGGCUUAG
Hemisphaericaspora subhashii is the source of this 387-nucleotide messenger RNA. RefSeq lists its product as uncharacterized. NCBI's taxonomy places the organism in Eukaryota, Fungi, Ascomycota, Pichiomycetes, Serinales, Debaryomycetaceae. Bases 1 to 387 code for a protein of 128 amino acids. The record is from RefSeq and is a predicted model, not a curated record. The transcript has a single exon.